Messenger RNA from Aspergillus ruber CBS 135680, 6603 nucleotides. Its product is annotated as cytokinesis protein sepA. Gene Ontology annotation, cellular component: cell division site; mating projection tip. The record is from RefSeq and is a predicted model, not a curated record. Gene Ontology annotation, biological process: tRNA modification; barbed-end actin filament capping; actin filament bundle assembly. Lineage: Eukaryota; Fungi; Ascomycota; Eurotiomycetes; Eurotiales; Aspergillaceae. The transcript has 6 exons. The coding region runs from base 1 to 6603 and encodes 2200 amino acids. Gene Ontology annotation, molecular function: GTP binding; small GTPase binding; actin binding.
AUGCCAUCGUCCACGUCCGCCUCUGAUAAAUCAAGACAAACCUCGGCGGGAAAAUCGUUCUUUGGGAGGAAACUGCACAAGGAGAAGCCGGUAGAGAUUCGCCAUGAGAGCAGCAGCACAAGCAGUCUUGGCGAUCUGGAGAAUCUCGCGCCACCAGGGAGUGCCGCUGGUUCUCGUUCGUCGCGGCAUUCGAACAAACGCACUUCUGUCCAAUCUAUUGAUAAUAAUCCCUACGAUCUCGAUUCUGGCGGUAUCGCGCCCUCGGCUGGUGUGAUUACGUCCAUCCCUUUUGAGAGCACUCCCUCCGAUACUCGUAACCCGAUUCCCGUGGAUUAUCUGUCCAAUGCGUCUCCGCGGAGAGAACCAUCGCCUCACCAUUUGGCCCUAGGUGGUGGGGAUUUCCAUCAGUACCCGGUGUUUAAUCCGUCUGCGGCUCAAGUACCGAAUUACUACUCCCAUCCCACCGGCCCUCGUCCGCCACCGCAUGCUUCGAAUAUGACUAUGAGUGGGAGUUCAACAGGUGAUAGGGGGCCGCGGUAUCAGCAAUGGGGGAGACCGGGUAGUUCGGCCACGAAUGCGCCAUUCAGUCAUAAUUCCUCAUCGACCUUCGAUUCCUCUCAGAACUCCCGCCUCUCGCUCGAUCAGAUGAGUCUCCAUUCGUCCGUUUCGUCAAAUACACGAGGCUCAAACUAUUUUUCCACCGAUGGUUCAAACCGCACGAUUACGACCUCUCACUCCGAUCGAAAUAACCUCACACCCAGUGGGAGUUCCAGCCGAUUAUCGACCGUAUCGACUGCGACUACCGGACCCCCGCCUAUCGUCCCAGAACAAUACCUUUCUCGACCCCGGGAUGACCGUAUAGUGGAUCAGCUGUUUCUGGAGUUGAUGCAGAAGCGAGGUUGGCAGAACCUUCCGGAGCAGGCGAAACGGCAGAUGUUGGCAUACCCGGCUUCGAAGAAAUGGACUCUUGUGCACCAAGAUCGUUUAACGGAGUUACAAGGCGAACAGAAGCGGAGGCAGAAUGCCCGGCAGACUCAUGGUCAUGAUGGGCCUGUGGGGAUUCUCGAACGGGCUGAUGAAGAGGGAAGCCCGGAGUGGUAUGUGAAGAAGGUUAUGGAUGAUACGAUUACGUCCAAGCAACUGGCCAGUUUGAGUGUCAGUUUGCGAACACAGCCAAUUAGUUGGGUUAGGGCAUUUGUCGAAGCUCAAGGCCAAAUCGCAUUGACAAACGUGCUCAUAAAAAUCAACCGGAGGAAGGCUUCUGGACCUGUUCCCGCACCCCCGACUGGUGAUAAGGAUUUGGACCGCGAAUAUGACAUUGUCAAGUGCCUGAAGGCACUGAUGAACAACAAGUACGGCGCAGACGAUGCUCUCUCACAUCAGCAAGUCAUCGUCGCGCUCGUCACUUCCCUGCUGUCGCCCCGACUGAACACGAGGAAACUGGUCAGCGAAGUCCUGACAUUCCUUUGCCAUUGGGGUGAGGGUGAGGGCCACCUGAAGGUCCUCCAGGCCAUGGACCAUGUCAAGAAUUACCAGGGUGAAACGGGCCGCUUUGAUGCCUGGAUGCGGAUCGUCGAGGUUACGACAGACGGUCGAGGUAAGAUGGGCAGUUUGGUCGGUGCCAGCGAGGAGUACCGGAGCGGAGGGAUUGGAAUGGAGAACUUGCUCAUGGAAUAUGCCGUUUCGACCAUGAUCCUCAUAAACAUGAUGGUGGAUGCGCCGGAGAAUGACCUGCAGCUCCGAUGUCACAUUCGAGCCCAGUUCAUCUCAUGUGGUAUCAAGCGUCUCUUGACGAAGAUGGAGGGCUUCCAGUAUGAGGUGAUCGACAAGCAAAUUGAACGGUUCAGGGAGAAUGAAGCCAUCGAUUACGAAGAUCUCCUGCAGCGCGAGGGCAGCAGCGUCAAGGACAGCAUCGAGGGCGAGGUCAAGGACAUGUCCGAUCCGAUGCAGAUUACCGAUGCCAUCGCCUCUAGAAUCAACGGAAGCCGGGCACACGACUAUUUCCUCUCGGCUAUGCAGCACAUGCUGCUGAUCCGCGAGAACUCCGGCGAGGAUGGCUUGCGGAUGUUCCAGCUCGUGGAUGCGAUGAUGAGCUACGUCGCCAUGGACCGGCGGUUGCCCGAUCUGGACUUCCGGCAAGGGUUAACGUUUACCGUACAGAGUCUCUUAGAUCGUCUCCACACAGAUGCAGAGGCUAGGCAGGUGUACGAUGAAUCGCUGGAAGCCCGGCAGAUUGCCGAAGCGGCGAUUGCGGAGCGCGAUGAGAUGAAAGCACAGGUGGAACUUGGUGCUGAUGGUCUCGUCAAGAAGCUGCAGAAGCAGAUUGAUGAGCAGACAGGCAUCAUAGAGUUGCAGGCUAGGCAAAACGAAGCUAUCAAGGCGGAGGUUGCCGAUGUGCAGCGGCUGCGUGCUCAGGAGUUGCAGCGCAAUGAACUUGAGACCCGUGAGCUGUAUCUCAUGCUCCGUGACGCCCAGGAUAUCGCCGCGUCGAAUGCGAAGAAGAGUAACGUCGCAGAAACGGAUCCGUCCCAGAUGAGAGGUAUCAUGGACCGUGAUCAGCUGCUAGGGAGGCUGGAGAGACAGCUGGAGCGCACCAAGACCCAAUUCAAGUUGGAAGGUAGGGUUUGGGGCCAGCAUGGACCGUCUGACCGUCUGCGUGAAUUACGUGAGCAGAUGGAUGGAGAAGCCGAACCCAGCGACGAUUUCGAGGAGCAAGCUCGUCUGAACUUGGAUAACAAUGCCUUGGGAUCUGUGCAUCGCAAGAGAAGCCAUGUUGGCUUGACCAAUGAAACGGACGAGAAAGGACAGCCGAUCUAUGUCCCGCGGCCCCGAAUGGACCCUUCGCAGGCGACUGGUCUGCUUGGUGAGAUCGCUUCUAAGGUCCCUAAGAUCGAUGCCGAUGUCCCUGGAGCGGUGGACGAGGAGGCUACUCCCAAGCCGCCUAUAGAACCCGAAGACGAAGUCGCUGCCGAGGAAGCCAAGGCCGGUUUCGAGGGCGCAACACCAGACAAGGCUGGAGCUGCUGCUGCUCCUCCCCCCCCUCCUCCUCCUCCACCACCACCACCACCUCCGGGCAUGGCUGGGAUGCCCCCGCCGCCUCCUCCGCCCCCGCCGCCAGGUGGUGCCAUUGGUAUACCCCCUCCCCCUCCUCCACCCCCACCACCGCCGCCCGGUGGUGCAGGUAUUCCUCCCCCACCGCCUCCUCCUCCUCCUCCAGGCAUGGCUGGGAUGCCUCCGCCUCCUCCACCCCCGCCACCGCCAGGUAUGGCUGGCGCAAUGCCUCCACCACCUCCACCACCGCCUGGUAUGAAUUUUGGAGCACCUCCGCCACCUCCACCGCCUGGUGCUGGCUUCGGAGGCUGGAGAGCCAAUUACAUGGCUUCUCAGGGUGUGCCUGGUGCCAAGACUGGUAUGAUGCCAUCAAUCCGGCCUAAGAAGAAACUCAAGGCUUUGCACUGGGACAAGGUGGAUGCUCCACAAGUCACGGUGUGGGCAUCGCAUGCCCCAACACCGGAGGACCGAGAGGAGAAGUACUCAGAGCUAGCUAAGAAGGGUGUGUUGGAUGAAGUUGAGCGGCUGUUCAUGGCGAAGGAGACCAAGAUCUUCGGACGCAGUAAUGCGGCCAAACAGCGCAAGGACAAGAAGCAGAUUAUCUCCAACGAGUUAUCCAAGACGUUCCAGAUCGCAAUGGCCAAGUACUCUCAGUAUCCGCCUGAGGAUAUCGUGCGGAUGAUUAUUCAUUGUGAUGCUGAGAUUCUGGAUAACAUGGUCGUCAUGGAGUUCUUGCAAAGGGACGAGAUGUGCACGAUUCCUGAGAACAUCUCUAAGCUGAUGGCGCCGUAUAGCAAGGACUGGACUGGUCCUGAUGCCGCCAGUUCCGAUCGGGAGCAGGAUCCUAGCGAACUUACUAAGGAAGAUCAGAUCUACCUGGCUACUGCUUUCGAGUUGCACCAUUACUGGAAGGCUAGGAUGCGUGCGCUUGCUCUGACACGGUCGUUUGAGCCGGACUACGAGCACAUUUCAACCAAGCUUCAGGAUGUGGUCAAGGUUAGCGAAUCACUGCGUGACUCGGUGGCCUUGAUGAACGUCCUUGGAUUGAUUCUUGACAUUGGUAACUUCAUGAACGACGCCAACAAGCAAGCCCAAGGAUUCAAGCUGGGCUCUCUCGCGCGCCUGGGUAUGGUCAAGGAUGACAAGAACGAGACCACCUUCGCCGAUCUGGUCGAGCGUAUCGUCCGCAACCAAUACCCCGAGUGGGAGGGCUUUGUGGAUGAGAUCACCGGCGUCGUCAAUAUCCAGAAGCUCAAUGUCGAUUUACUUCGUCAGGACGCCAAGAAGUAUAUCGAUAAUAUCAAGAACAUUCAGGCUUCCUUGGACGCGGGUAACCUGAGCGAUCCAAAGAAGUUCCAUCCGCAGGACCGUGUUAGUCAAAUUGUGCAACGGAGUAUGAAGGAUGCUAGGCGGAAGGCGGAGCAGAUGCAGUUGUAUCUGGAGGAGAUGACGAAGUCGUAUAAUGAUAUCAUGGUGUUUUAUGGUGAGGACAGUGCGGAUGAGAACGCGAGACGGGAUUUCUUUGCCAAGUUGGCAGCAUUUGUGAUGGAGUGGAAGAAAUCCCGAGAGAAGAAUAUGACCCUGGAAGAAAGCAGGAAGCGUACGGAGGCGUCGCUGGCCCGCAAGCGUAUGAAUAUGAACACUGCUCUUGCCAAUGGUGCCGGUACCGCUACCGAGGCGCCCAACUCGCCUGCUACUAGCGGUGCAAUGGAUUCGCUAUUGGAGAAGUUGCGUGCCGCUGCUCCUCAAGCCAGAGACCAGCGUGACCGUCGUCGCCGUGCCAGAUUAAAGGAACGACACAAUGUCCGCGUCGCGUCGGGACAGCAGAUUCCCGAGGACAUUGGAGCUGAAGAGGGCACGGAAGCAAACGAGGUCGAGAGCAACGCCGGCCAGGCCAAAGAUGAUUAUGGCGCCAGUGCUGCGGACUCUGAUGCGGAUUCGACUAUCUAUGCCUUAUCGACGGCAUCAGGUCGCGCCGCUAUUGCGGUAGUGAGGGUUUCGGGUGAUGCUUGUAUAGAGAUAUACAAAGCCCUAUGCCCGAAUACAACUCUCCCGAAACCACGGCUCGCCGCUCUACGAACGCUCUACGAACCGGGACAUAAUAACGGCAACGUACUAGAUGCCGGGGCAUUAGUGCUAUACUUCCCCGCCCCCAAGACCGUUACGGGCGAGGAUGUCCUUGAGUUUCAUGUACAUGGUGGACCGGCUAUUGUCAAGUCUGUCCUGAGCGCAAUUGGAGACCUUAAUCGUACUGAUAAUAUAAUUCGAUACGCUGAACCGGGUGAAUUCACCCGCCGCGCGUUUAUGAAUGAUCGCCUUGACCUGCCUCAGAUCGAAGCGCUUGGAGGGACUCUUGUCGCUGAUACGGAGCGGCAACGCCGUCUUGCUGUGCGGGGUGCGAAUGAUACGCUGUCGAAGCGUUAUGAGCAAUGGCGACAUCAACUCCUGUAUGCGCGCGGGGAGCUUGAAGCGCUGAUUGACUUUGCAGAAGAUCAGCAUUUUGAUGAAUCGGCUGGAGAACUACUUUCAUCUGUUGCGGGACAGGUACAUGUACUUGUUUCGCAGAUUGGUUUCCAUAUACAGAAUGCAUCGAAGGGCGAGUUGUUACGGAAUGGGAUCCGAAUUGCGCUUCUGGGUGCUCCGAAUGCUGGAAAAAGUUCGUUGUUGAAUCGUGUUGUGGGAAAGGAAGCCGCAAUUGUUAGUACUGAGGAAGGGACGACGAGGGAUAUCGUCGAUGUUGGAGUUGAUUUGGGCGGAUGGUAUUGUAAAAUUGGGGAUAUGGCUGGGAUUCGCUCAGAAGCUGGGUCUGGGGAUACAGUUGUGGCGAUUGGAGCCGUGGAGAAGGAGGGUAUUCGUCGUGCAAGGGAGAGGGCGUUGGAAUCAGAUGUUGUGAUUGUUGUUGCGUCGUUGGAUGAGAGUGGUCGGUUGGUUGUUGAGCGGGAGGUCGUUGAUGCUACGCGGGAUUGCAUCGACGAUGAAAAAUAUAUCCUGAUCGUGGUAAACAAAUGCGAUCGUCUCCCGUCGACGGAACGAAUCACAUCCGGUCUAAUCCCGCUCACCCUAUUCGAGAAUGUCACCACGCUCUUCCCAAGCGUCCCCCACAACCGCAUCUUCGGUAUAUCCUGCCAAGAAGCCCAAACCCUACCACCAUCGUCCCUAGAACAAAACACAGACCCCGGAAACCUUCAAACCUUCCUCCGCGGCCUUAUCAGCACAUUUGAAGAAAUCGCCUCACCACUGGGAAUCGAAGGAGACGACAACGGCCAAUACGACCAUUCAUACUGGGAGGAUUCGCUGGGCGUCACGCACCGCCAGAGUUCGAAUUUAAUGCGGUGUAAGCAGCAUCUUGAUGACUUUUUGGUACAAACGAAGCCAGGUUCGAAUGGCGGUGCUUAUGACGGUCCUCUGGGUGAGGAGGUGGAUAUCGUGACUGCUGCUGAGAAUCUGCGGUUUGCGGCUGAUGCGCUUGCAAAGAUUACGGGGAAGGGAGAGAGUGGGGAUGUGGAGGAUGUGCUGGGGGUUGUUUUUGAGAAGUUUUGUGUUGGGAAGUAA